CAAAAAUGUUUAUUACAUUUAAAUUACAACAAAGUUAUAACCUUAUAGGCUAGAUAUAGCAAACUAAACUUUGACACAUGGAGACCGUUUGGUUAUAGCGUAAUACAGUAGCUUUAUAAUGUAAAGGGUGUGACAUCUGUUCAAGCGUACUCUGACACAAAAAAAACUAAACCAGUUCUAAGGAUCCCAACAUGACUGAUUCACAUUUAGUGUUCAGUUAAAGGUUCUUAUAAUCUCUAACCGUAACCCGAAUACCAAUGUAUGUUGUGCUGGAGCAGAAACACCGGAGGACUUGUCAGUACAGAACUGAGAUCAGACAUUGAUAGAGAUGAAGUUCAUUUAUGUGAUUUUACUGAGUGUUACUGGAAUUACGCAUUUAAAAGCAGAUGAGUAUGGUGUAGUUGGACCUGUAGGUCCUGUGAUGGGUGUAUCUGGUGAAGAUGUGAUUCUGCCCUGUUCUCUGAAACACAACAUCAGUGCUGUGGACAUGAGAGUCGAGUGGUUUAGACUUGAUCUCAAAGGAUCAGUGGUUCAUCUCUAUAAAGAUCAUGAAGAUAAAAACACAGAUCAGCUUCGCUCCUAUAGAGGAAGAACUCAACUGUUUAAAGAUGAACUACAGAAAGGAAACACAUCACUCAAACUCUCAAAAGUUGACAUGUCGGAUGAAGGAGUUUAUAAAUGUUUCAUUCAGUCGGAAUCCUGGUAUGAUGACAUCACUCUUGAUCUCAAAGUUGAAGAUCAAAGUCACUCUUGGAAGACAACAGUGAUCCUCGUCUCAGUUUUUGUUUUGCUCUGUCUGAUCGGUGGAAUACUGAUUGCUUUCUUUAUCCGUAAAAAGAAAGAGCUACAGCGUAAGAAAGAAAGUGCAGAGCAGAAAAUACAGUAUGAAAACAGGAAAAUAAAUAACGAACGUGAGAAACUCUUACAGAAAGAAAACAUGACUGUAGAAAGAGAGAUCGCAUUGUUAAGAAAAUACGCAGUGAAUGUGACUCUGGAUCCUGAUUCGGCUCAUCCACGUCUCGCUGUGUCUCCUAAUGAGAAACAAGUGAGAUUUAAAGAACAAACAACAGUGGAGGAGGGAGACGCAAAGCGAAAUUACACGUUUGAUACACGUCAUUGUGUUCUUGGAAACGAAGGAUUUACCUUCGGGUUUUUUUACUUUGAGGUAAAGGGGAAGGGUUUACCUGCAUGGCAUGUAGGUGUGGCCAAAGAGUCUGCUUACAGAAAAGGCUCCAUCAAUUUCAGUCCUCAGUAUGGAUACUGGGCUGUGCGUAUAAGAGACAAAGCAUUUGAGAAAUGUACAAAUCCAUUGAAUCCUCCUCCUCUAAGUGAAGAGCCUCAGACGGUCGGGGUGUUUGUGGAUUUUGAGGCGGGUCGGGUCUCGUUUUAUGAUGUGGACUCUAAGCGUCAUAUCAACUCCUUUACUGAGCAGACAUUUGAUGAGAAACUGUAUCCUAUGUUUUAUUUGGGUCAACAGUUGUCUGAAGACCCUGCACCGCUCACCAUUUGGGAUCUCUCGUGAUAAAAAUAAAAAUCCUGCAGGGUGAGGAUCCCAAACUGGGACUUUUUACAACUUGACUGUGUGUGUUUUGGGCAUACAGUAGAUGUGAAGCUCGGUAACAUGAAAAACAUAUUCAUGUCAGUUUUGUGGACAAAGCAACAAAAGAUUUAUUGUUGAGGUUUAAUCUACAGCUGAGGAUGCAGAGAUGUCGACUAGAUGAACUGAGGACAUGAGGAAAGUCCAGAUGACACUUUGUGAAUCAUUUUGUUGAAUAUAAACUGAAGUUGUCAAGACAUUUCAGCUUUAAAUAACAGAGACAAUCCUUUCCUGAUGGAUGAAGAGAUGAAGUGCUGAAUCUUGUGACACUUCACACGAGACAUGUUUUUACUUCUCUUGUAUAUUGUGAUGAUUGUGUAUUCAAACUAUACUGUAUAUUUUAUCAGUAUGUGCACCUCCUUGAGAAUUGAACCCAUCAUGUCGGUGUUGCAAGCAUCGUGUCCUACUGAUGUAAAUGUCUGUGUUCGUUUUAGUGUUGUAAAUGUGUAACACUCGAUGUGAGCCAUCUUUUAUUUUCAGUAACACUUAAGUUGACUUUUACUUUAGAAAUAAUCUAACCUUUAUAUCAUUAAUAGCUUUAUUUUUCUUCAGUCUCAUGUUUAAUACUUCAUUAAAUCCUCAGCAUACUUUAUAUUUUUAUACUUCAUGUGACUUACUAUUACCUACAAAAUCCAUACACGUAAACUUUAAGGUUUAUUAAAGUUUAAAAUGUUGUAAGGAUUAACAUGUAAGAAGUAAACAUGGACUUCUUAUUUCUCCACAGUAAUGAAGAUGAUUGACACAAAUGCAGUUUCAUGUGAACUUCUGUGGAGACAGAAUCAAGUUUAUUCAAUGACUGACACGGAGUCGUGAAUUAUUUCUUAUUUUCUUAUUUUUACUUUACUUUCUAUUAUAAUUUAAUUUAUUACACUAUAUGAACACCAACUUAAAGUGUUUUAACAAGUUCACUCCACGUAAGCACUAAGUUAAGUGAAUUUAAAUAUAUAUAUAUAUAUAUAUAUAUAUAUAUAUAUAUAUAUAUAUAUAUAUAUAUAUAUAUAUAUAUAUACGGUUUCAUCGGACGCACGUGAUACACGUCUGGAUCCGAACCUUACUUCCGGUUCCGUUUUUUAAUGGUCUGACUAGUUGCUAAACUGAUCUCUGGAACAAAUGCCUCGUCGAAAAUAACAAAUGUUUUGGUUUCCUAUGUAAUCUAUGUGUUGUUGUUUUUUGCUUGUUAUAUUAAUAAACUACGUUUAAAGAACUUUGUUGUUAUUUAUUCUUAGCGGAGUUUACCGGAAGUUACGUGCGGACCGCGACAGCCGCUUGUUUAUGUUGUUACUGCUGAAACGGCCUAUAUAUAUUUUGGGACCAUUAUACUGGUAACUCAACCCAUUAUUCCUCAUUCAACACCCUUAAUAAAGAAAGCAGAUGUAACUUAAGCUAAUAGUUUAAUAAAUUUUUAUAUAUAAUUUGGCACAACUUUAAACACUAAACUGAAUGAACUCAAAACGCUUUGCAGUUAGUUGCUUAACAUCUGAUGUAAAGACACACAAAACUGGAAAGUCAAGAGUUUUGAAGUCAUCAUCUGAUUGGUUGAUUUUCUGAAGACGUGUUUGUCGUGUUCGUCUACCUGGAAAAACCCCUAACAUGAAACUAUACAAAUGAAACUGUUAUUGGUUGCUUAACAUGUCUGUCAGACUCUUGGGCAGUGCUUGGCUUAGAUGUACUGUACGUGGCUCACUGAAGGGAUUUUUCAGGCUGUGAACAAACAUGUUGCUAUUACAAGUAUGAAAACCAAAACUAACAAGUAACUUACAGAUGGCAGAGCAUUGAUGAAUCUAGAAAAUGCUUUAAAGCGCUGCUAUUAUGGGUUUUCACAGCUUUAGUUAGUGUGUAUUGUUGCUGUUUGAGCAUUUAUUAAAAAAUAUGCAAAACUACAUUUGUACAUUAUUUGAAGAAAUGUGAGUGGUGCUUAUGCUGUGAUAAAACUCAAGACAAAAAAUGUUACAAUGUUUCAUGUAUUUAUUUUGAGAAGUAAAAUUGUAUACCUUUAAAAACUGCAGAGCAACCCAACUUUGCAUCCAUUAAUAGCUCAUCAUUAUUAGUAUGUAGCUAUUCACUGCUAAUAUGUGUGGCAUGCUGAAAGUCCUGUUUAAAAGAGCCAACCCCCAUGGUUGCUAGGGUACUGUCUUUGGUUGCUAGGGAGUGACUUGGAAGCUGCCAAUGAUGAAACUCCAAAGGCUGCUUGGUAGUAUGAAUACUUUGGGCUGGUGUUGCUAUAGGGUGUGAACAGGAAGUGAAGUCUAUGAAACUGGUUACUAGGACAUGGGUUGAUAGCUUUAUGAUCCCGAGAAGCUGAUU
Messenger RNA from Paramisgurnus dabryanus, 3901 nucleotides. Its product is annotated as butyrophilin subfamily 1 member A1-like. Gene Ontology annotation, cellular component: external side of plasma membrane. The record is from RefSeq and is a predicted model, not a curated record. Gene Ontology annotation, biological process: T cell receptor signaling pathway; regulation of cytokine production. Gene Ontology annotation, molecular function: signaling receptor binding. Lineage: Eukaryota; Metazoa; Chordata; Actinopteri; Cypriniformes; Cobitidae.